AUGCACGGCCACAUCCAGCCUAAACAGCUCUAUUGCGGCAACCCACAAUUAUUCUUUUCCCCGCCGCCGCCGCCGCCAAAACUUAUUCUCGAUCUUCAUCCUGCGACGACAUCUGCACGCACACACUUCCUCACCGACUCUCUCACACACACGAACCCUCAAUUACCUGCCAACGCCGACGUCUCGACCGGAUCCCAAGGUUCAAUCUACUCAGUCCGAAAUAUGCCUGCACCCACAGCGCUCCAGCGCGCCCCCGAGACGCUCGUCCCAGAAGCAGAAACACAAGCACAAGCACAAGCAGAUCAAAACGCAGAAAUGCAGACCGUAGACGAAUCUUCAGAACCCAUCACCCUCGACCCCUCCGCCCUCGCACCCACAACCACCCUCCUCCCCACCCCCUCCACCCCCUCCGACACCAUGGAAAUCGACCCGGAAUCCCGCCCACACUUCGCCCCAGCCAGCACAUCCACCACCUCCCCCUCUACCCAAUCCCGCGACACGCGCAAAGUCCGCAUCCCGCCGCACUCCAUGACGCCGCUCAAGAAGCAGUGGGCCGACAAGGUCACCCCGCCGCUCGUCGAGCACCUGAAGCUCCAGGUCCGCAUGAACCUGCGCGAGAAGGCGGUGGAGCUGCGCACGUCCAAGGACACGACGGACGCGGGCGCGCUGCAGAAGGGCGAGGACUUUGUCCGGGCGCUGAGUCUGGGGUUUGAUGCCGAUGAUGCGAUUGCGCUGCUGCGGCUGGAUGACCUGUAUAUCGAGACGUUUGAGAUUAAGGAUGUGAAGACGCUGCAGGGGGAUCAUUUAUCCCGCGCAAUCGGCCGCAUCGCAGGCAAAGACGGCAAAACCAAAUUCGCAAUCGAGAACGCGAGCAAGACGCGCGUCGUCCUCGCCGACUCGAAGAUCCACAUCCUCGGCGGCUUCAAGAACAUUCAUGUCGCGCGCACGGCGAUUGUCAGCCUGAUCAUGGGCGCGCCGCCGGGCAAGGUGUACGGCAACCUGCGCACCGUCUCGUCGCGGAUGAAGGAGCGGUUUUGAGAGGGGGGGGGAAGCAGAGGGGGCAAAUCUACAGGACAGGCUGGUGUCUGUCUACGCAUGCAUGCAUGAAUCGGCGUUUUAAAAGGGUGUUGGGCCUGUUCGUCAUGAGCUCGAAAUAAGAUAUGGGGUGAUAUUCCUCGGCGUUGCAACGAGGUAUCAGAGAGAUAGAUAGAUGGAUAGAUAGCAAGUCAUAUAACGAUCUAUUCUAUAAGUAUCUAAAUGUUGAAUCGUACC
Molecule: messenger RNA, 1272 nt
Organism: Pseudovirgaria hyperparasitica
Lineage: Eukaryota; Fungi; Ascomycota; Dothideomycetes; Acrospermales; Acrospermaceae
Exons: 3
Coding region: 1-1038 (345 amino acids)
Cellular component (GO): nucleolus
Molecular function (GO): RNA binding
Source: RefSeq, a predicted model, not a curated record